AUGCGUAGUGGAGAGAAAAAUAGUCAUCAUCUGAAUUUCCAUCUACACGUGCCGCACAUUCAUUUCCACCACCACAGCCACGGCGGCGGCAAGAAGGAAUUUAGGAACGUGCCGAAAGGGCGUGUUGCGAUAACGGUGGGUCAAGGGAAGGAGCAGCAGAGGUUUAUUAUUCCGGUGAUAUACAUUAACCACCCACUUUUCAUGCAGUUGCUGAAGUCGGCGGAGGAGGAAUAUGGAUUUGAUCAAAAAGGUCCGAUUAAUAUUCCGUGUCAUGUGGAGGAGUUCCGCCAUAUUCAGGGCAAGAUCGACGAAGAAAACUCACACCAGAACCACCACUACCACCACCGCCACCAUCAGUUCUUGUGCUUUAGGGCUUGA
This is a messenger RNA of Fraxinus pennsylvanica, 378 nucleotides long. Lineage: Eukaryota; Viridiplantae; Streptophyta; Magnoliopsida; Lamiales; Oleaceae. The record is from the annotation of a GenBank genome assembly.